AUCUUGGGUCCCGGAGACCUUGGCUGCUCCCGACCUGGUUCUGUCCGACUCUCUGCAACUUUUCUGCUCUUCUGAAAGAUAAGAAGGGAUCUCCUUUUGAUCACCCACCGCUGGUCCCAUGGCUGCCAUGCAGAUGGAUCCCGAACUUGCCAAGAGCCUCUUCUUUGAAGGGGCCACUGUGGUCAUCCUGAAUAUGCCCAAGGGGACAGAGUUUGGCAUUGAUUACAACUCUUGGGAAGUGGGACCCAAGUUCCGGGGUGUGAAGAUGAUUCCACCAGGCAUCCACUUCCUCCACUAUAGCUCUGUGGACAAGGCCAAUCCCAGGGAUGUGGGCCCUCGGAUGGGCUUCUUCCUUAGCCUGCAGCAGCGGGGGCUGACGCUCCUGCGCUGGAACUCGGCCCAGGAAGAGGUGGACCUUUCCCCAGCCCCAGAAGCUGAGGUGGAGGCCAUGAGGGCCAACCUCCAGGAGCUGGACCAGUUCCUAGGACCUUACCCAUACCCCACGCUCAAGAAGUGGAUCUCACUCACCAACUUCAUCAGCGAGGCCACAAUGGAGAGGCUGCAGCCUGAGAGCCGGCAGAUCUGCGCCUUCUCAGAGGUGCUUCCUGUGCUCUCCCUGAAGCACACCAAGGACCGGAUGGAGCAGAAUCUACCCCGCUGUGGCACUGAGUGCAAAAGCUACCAGGAAGGCCUGGCUCGGCUGCCUGAGAUGAAGCCCAAAGCCGGGACAGAGAUCCGCUUCUCAAAGCUCCCCACACAGAUGUUCCCAGCAGGUGCCACGCCAGCAGAGAUAACCAGACACAGCAUGGACCUGAGCUAUGCUCUGGAGACUGUGCUCAGCAAGCAGUUCCCCAGCAGCCCCAAGGAUGUGCUCGGCGAACUUCAGUUUGCCUUUGUAUGCUUCCUGCUGGGCAAUGUGUACGAGGCAUUUGAGCACUGGAAGCGGCUCCUGAACCUCCUGUGCCGGUCGGAGGAAGCCAUGGUGAAGCACCACACCCUCUACAUCAGCCUCAUCUCCAUCCUGUACCACCAGCUCGGCGAGAUCCCCGCAGACUUCUUCGUGGACAUCGUCUCCCAGGACAACUUCCUCACCAGCACCUUACAGGUUUUCUUUUCCUCUGCCUGCAGUGUUGCUGUGGAUGCCACCCUGAGGCAGAAAGCUGCAAAGUUCCAAGCUCACUUGACCAAGAAGUUUCGGUGGGACUUCGAAGCGGAGCCUGAGGACUGCGCCCCGGUGGUGGUGGAGCUCCCCGAGGGCGCGGAGACCGGCUAACUGGAGUGCUCUCGGCCGGGGAGGCCCCUUCCCACCCAGCUGCAGUCCUGACCUCUUCACUCACCCCUUCUACCGGGACCUGCCAGAGCAGCGGCCCCACCAGGUUCUGCAGUGAUGGAGCCAGAAGUCCCUCCUUCACCAGUAAAUGAGUUCCUUCAGUGCCGAAGAGGCUGCACCGCCCUGCAGGCCCACUGUGGGUUCCCCAUCAGCCUGACCUUGGUGCUGACCCGACUGAAUUCCGGGUGGACUCUUCCCGAAGCUCUUGGGAGAGGCCUGCCUCAGCAGCAACCUACUUCCUUCUGAGUGAGAAGACAUUGAGCAAAAAGCCCAACAGAACUGAUUGCUCAUUCUACAGCAUGGUUAGAACACAAGAAACCCUGGACCACCAAGGAGUCUGGGAUGUCAGUUGGUGACUUUUAGGUUCAGCAGAGGGCAGCAGGGAGAUGAGCCAGAGUUUCUGCCCGCCUCUUGUUGAACGGGAACACAUCACAGAAAACAUGGGCAUCUGGCCACUCAGGAGCCCGGGAUUGGGGAGAGUGUGCACAGAGGACAAUUGGGUUGUGUCUGACAAGGCAUCAGCUUUUGUUUUCUCCAUCUAAGUUCCUUUCUCCCAUCCAGAAGUCCCAGUGGAUAUCUUCCCAAGGUUGUCAUAGUGCCUGAGGUCAGGGGGCCUCACCUUGCUUGUGCCGCACCUCUCCCGUUUGUUCUAUUCUGAGACCUCAGAGGCAGAAGUGGGACUUGGCGACCCUCCUGCGUGACCAUGUUCCUCAUCAGAGCUGGCAUGACUGGUUUUGAUGGCCUGGAGAUUCAACAGCAAAGAGAAAGGUUCUUGCUCUGGACAGGCUACUUUGGCCCUGUUGGAGUUCAGAGCCCUAGAGAGGGCCGGUUGGCCUGGGUCUUUCCACCCUGCUGUGGAGCUGUCGGCCACCGGAGUGAUGACUCGCGGGUUUCCUGGGAGUCCUGAGAGCAUGCCCAUCGCGCACACAGGCCCCUCCAUCCUGACCUCCAGGGGGUGCGCUCUGUUCAGAGUCCCUGUACUUUCUUUCCCAAGGCUGCAGCUCACACCAGGUUUCUGAAUGAGAAAUCCUGCCGGUUAAGAUGUUUGGUUCCACUCGUUUCCUUGGAGAUGUUUUUCCAAGAGUAUAAUGUACAUUAAAGUCUUUGAGUUGAGACUGAA
Phyllostomus discolor (pale spear-nosed bat) is the source of this 2450-nucleotide messenger RNA. It is a transcript of the gene AAR2, whose product is annotated as AAR2 splicing factor. The coding region runs from base 119 to 1273 and encodes 384 amino acids. NCBI's taxonomy places the organism in Eukaryota, Metazoa, Chordata, Mammalia, Chiroptera, Phyllostomidae. Gene Ontology annotation, biological process: spliceosomal tri-snRNP complex assembly. The record is from RefSeq and is a predicted model, not a curated record. The transcript is spliced from 4 exons.